Molecule: messenger RNA, 839 nt
Organism: Sinocyclocheilus grahami
Lineage: Eukaryota; Metazoa; Chordata; Actinopteri; Cypriniformes; Cyprinidae
Exons: 3
Coding region: 1-804 (267 amino acids)
Biological process (GO): microtubule-based movement
Cellular component (GO): cytoplasm; cytoplasmic dynein complex
Molecular function (GO): dynein intermediate chain binding; acyltransferase activity
Source: RefSeq, a predicted model, not a curated record
AUGACUGAAGAACAUUUCCACAACGUCAUGAAGCUAAUGACUGGUGUUUUGUUGUUUUUCUUCUUAAUUCUUUCCUCUCGUUGCCUUACUGACAUCAGAUGUUACAUCUACCAGAGCGUGCUGCCCCGAUUCAACCACAAGGGCGAGGUAGUGAAAGCGCACAUCAUGAAUGUGAGCUGGUCCGCCGACCACCGGAUCAUCGACGGAGCCACCAUGUGUCGUUUCUCCAACCUGUGGAGAUCGUACCUGGAAAACCCCGCUUCCAUGAAAGAGGAGAAACAGUGGAGAAGACCACAGGAGAAAAGCAAAAGCCCCAUAAGAUGGAAAAUGUCCAAGGAAGACCCUCAAAGAAAGAGCAGGACAUCAUCACAGAUCCCCAUCCCGAGGAGAUGCACCUCAACCUGGACAACUAAGAAGGAACCAAGAGGCCAGAAGUUCCCAUCAAACAGAGACGAGCAGCUCAUCCACUACCAGACCAUCCCAGAAAGACGCUUCUCCACUGACCGAGCUCACGAAAUAAUCAAACACAUUGUUGAUGAAAGACUGGAGACUGUCGAGUACAGCCACUCAUGCUCAGACAUCUCCAAGGAACUGUCUGACUGCAUUAAGACGGCUGUAAAGAAGCUGCUGAACGAUCGAUAUAAGCUGGUCUGUUAUGUGGCCAUCGGGCAGCUGAAGGACUCGGUGGUGAACUGCUCCAGUAGAGCCAUCUGGAGUCCAAGUUCAGACACGUUCACUGAAUAUAUCUAUAAAAACAGAUCCUUAUUUGCUGUUUGCAUCUUGUUUGCAGUGUAUAAAGAGUAGUGUAACUGAUCAACUACGUAACUGAUCAACUGGAA